CUGGUCAAGUCUUCUCAGCCUUUUUAUGAGCUGCUCUUUUCCAGCUUGGUUCAAUCCCAAUCCCCUAGCUCCAUGGCUCUAUCUCUUCAUGGGUUUGUGAAAACGAGUUGCCGUCACAAGUUUAGGCUUUCCUACUCCUCCUACUUGCUGUCUUUCCUCAUUAUCUUUUACUUUAAUCCUGCUGUGACUACCAACGAUCCAAACUUCCUAUGGAAUUUGUGCCCAACUGAUGCAAACUACACAAUAAGCAGUGCAUUCCACAACAAUCUCAUUCUUCUUCUCGCUUCCCUCUCUUCCUCCGCCACCGCCGCCACAGGAUUCCACAACGACACGAUGGGCCGACCUCCGGACCAAGCCUUCGGCCUCGCGUUGUGCCGAGGAGAUCUCUCCCUCAGUGACUGCCAGGGCUGCCUCAGUGCCUCCGUCACACAAAUCACCCACAGUUGCCCUACCGGUAUGAGCUCCGCCAUAUGGUACGACAUCUGCAUGCUCCGCUACUCCAACACGAACUUCUUCUCCACCGACACGAUUUCCUACAAGGUCUAUCAAACCAACCCCAACAACGCAUCGGACCCGCAGAUCUUCAACGAUAAGUUGGGAAAUCUGAUGAACAGUCUCGCCACGAAGGCGGCAUUUACCUCGUCGAAGCUGUUCGCGGCGGGGGAUGUGAAUCUGACGAGCUUCACGAAGAUAUAUGGGCUGGUGCAGUGCACAAGGGACUUGUACGCCGGUGAGUGCUACAAUUGUCUUCUUGACGCAGUGGGGAGCAUACCCACCUUGUGCGGCUGGAGGCAGGGGUGCAAGGUGUUAGGGCAGAGCUGCGAUCUUCGAUAUGAAAUUUACCCUUUCUACAACAUUUCUGCUACAGAAGAAGUAUCUUCGCCGCCGUUGACUCCAGUUUCACCUCCACCGUUGCAGUCGAGCACCAGCAGUAAAGGAAAUAGUAACAACGGUCGGGGAACCAUACUAUUUAUCGCCAUCCCUCUGGCUGCAGCAGUGUUGCUGUUAUUAUGUGCCAUUUUUAUCUGUUGUCGAAGAACAAAAGCAAAAAUGCCAAGAUGGAAACCACUUUCACAUAUAUUCAAUGCUAAAUAUCAAGGUGAAAUAAGAGAUGCAACAUCUUUAUUGUUUGAUCUUGAGAGUAUUCGUAUCGCUACAGACAACUUCUCUGAUGCAAACAAGUUAGGGGAAGGAGGAUUUGGACCAGUUUAUAAGGGAAGACUGGAGAAUGGAGAGCAAAUAGCAGUGAAAAGGCUUUCGAGAAGCUCAGGGCAAGGACUAGUUGAGCUGAAAAAUGAAGUGCUUUUGGUUGCCAAACUUCAACACAGAAACCUUGUCAGAUUAUUGGGCUGUUGCUUAGAAUCUGAGGAGAAACUAUUGGUUUAUGAGUACCUUUCUAAUACAAGUCUUGAUAAGUUUUUAUUCGAUCCUUUGAAGAGGGUACAAUUAGAUUGGACAAGGCGGUUUAAGAUCAUUGAGGGCAUUGCUAGAGGACUUCUUUAUCUUCAUGAAGAUUCACGACUGAAGAUCAUUCAUCGAGACCUAAAAGCGAGUAACAUCUUGCUAGAUGCUAACAUGAACCCAAAAAUUUCAGAUUUCGGUUUGGCGAAGCUUUUUGGAGUGGAUGAAACACAAGGAAAUACUAGUAGAAUUGCUGGAACAUAUGGAUAUAUGGCACCGGAAUAUGUUCUUCAUGGUCUCUUAUCAAUUAAAUCAGAUGUGUUUAGUUAUGGUGUGCUAACGUUGGAGAUCUUGACGGGUCAGAAGAAUAAUAGUUAUCGAGGGUCAUCUUCAGUAUAUUCUGUUGAUCUUGUUACUCAUAUCUGGCGCAAUUGGACUCAAGGAAAUGCUCUACGAGCAAUCGAUCAAAACUUAGUCAACCAAUGUCCGACUCAAGAAGUACUAAGAUGCAUGCACAUAGGAUUGCUGUGUGUGCAAGAAGACCCAGUUCAAAGACCUACCAUGGCCAAUGUUGUUAUUAUGCUCAACAGCCACUCUAUUAGUCUUCCUACACCUUCAGCUCCAGCAUUUGUCAAUCAUACUGGCAGCACAACCACUGAAACAAAUGGUGUGUUAGGGAGGGACAGAAAUUAUAGUGAAAACCAGGUGAAGCCAAUAAAAUUUUCUAUAAAUGAGGUUUCAAUCUCUGAGUUGGAGCCUAGAAUGUCCGACUUCAUCUUCUUCUUCCUCUCCUUUCUUCUCCUCUUCUCCCUUCCCCAAACUAUUAAUUCUUGGAACUACUGUCCUACCGAUACCAACUACACAACUAAUAGCAGUUUCCGCUCCAACCUCGAUCUCCUCCUCGAGGCCCUCUCCUCCCCCUCAACCGCUGCCGCCGGCUUCUUCAAUACAAGCGUCGGUUCUCAGCCCCCAUCCCGAGUCAACGGCCUCGCUCUCUGCCGCGGCGACGUUUCCUCCUCCGUCUGCCAAGCCUGCCUCGCAUCUGCCGCCGUAGAAAUCAUCAGCACAUGCCCCAACGGCACCAGGUCCACCCUCGGCCACGACGAAUGCCUCCUCCGCUACUCCAACGAAAGCUUUUUCUCCGUCCCUGACAUUGGCUACCAGUUGUGGGCGUGGAAUACCAACAACGCCAGCGACCCCCAAAAGUUCGACAGCCUGCUGGGGAACCUCAUGGACUCGCUCACGCAGGAAGCGCGCGGUUCGGCGAGGCUCUUCGCGGCCGAAACGGAAAACGUGUCGGACUUCGACAGGAUAUACGGGCUGGUGCAGUGCACCAGGGACUUGUCUCCGGACGAUUGUUACUAUUGUCUCCGAAGCAUGGUGUCGUCGAUUUCCAGGUGCUGCGUUUCAAAACAAGGGGCAGCACUGUUUUCACAGAGUUGCUUCCUUCGAUUCGAGUUGUACCCUUUCUAUAAUCUUUCCGGCGUAGGUGCUCCGCCUCCGCAAGCACCACCACCGCCGUCUCGGAGUUCCAACGGUUCCAGGCCAAGCGAAGCAAUUGGAGGAAAUAGAAACAACGGUCGGGGAACCAUACUAUUUAUCGCCAUCCCUCUGGCUGCAGCAGUGUUGCUGUUACUAUGUGCCAUUUUUAUCUGUUGUCGAAGAACAAAAGCAAAAAUGCCAAGAUGGAAACCACUUUCACAUAUAUUCAAUAAUAAAUAUCAAGGUGAAAUAAGAGCUGCAGAAUCUUUAUUGUUUGAUCUUGAGAGUAUUCGAAUCGCUACAGACAACUUCUCUGAUGCAAACAAGUUAGGGGAAGGAGGAUUUGGACCAGUUUAUAAGGGAAGACUGGAGAAUGGAGAGCAAAUAGCAGUGAAGAGGCUUUCGAGAAGCUCAGGGCAAGGACUAGUUGAGCUGAAAAAUGAAGUGCUUUUGGUUGCCAAACUUCAACACAGAAACCUUGUCAGAUUAUUGGGCUGCUGCUUAGAAUCUGAGGAGAAACUAUUGGUUUAUGAGUACCUUUCUAAUACAAGUCUUGAUAAGUUUUUAUUCGAUCCUUUGAAGAGGGUGCAAUUAGAUUGGACAAGGCGGUUUAAGAUCAUUGAGGGCAUUGCUAGAGGACUUCUUUAUCUUCAUGAAGAUUCACGACUGAAGAUCAUUCAUCGAGACUUAAAAGCGAGUAACAUCUUGCUAGAUGCUAACAUGAACCCAAAAAUUUCAGAUUUCGGUUUGGCGAAGCUUUUUGGAGUGGAUGAAACACAAGGAAAUACUAGUAGAAUUGCUGGGACAUAUGGAUAUAUGGCACCGGAAUAUGCUCUUCAUGGUCUCUUAUCAAUUAAAUCAGAUGUAUUUAGUUAUGGUGUGCUAACGUUGGAGAUCUUGACGGGUCAGAAGAAUAAUAGUUACCGAGGGUCAUCCUCAGUAUAUUCUGUUGAUCUUGUUACUCAUAUCUGGCGCAAUUGGACUCAAGGAAAUGCUCUACAAGCAAUCGAUCAAAACUUAGUCAACCAAUGUCCGACUCAAGAAGUACUAAGAUGCAUGCAUAUAGGAUUGCUGUGUGUGCAAGAAGACCCAGUUCAAAGACCUACCAUGGCCAAUGUUGUUAUUAUGCUCAACAGCCACUCUAUUAGUCUUCCUACACCUUCAGCUCCAGCAUUUGUCAAUCAUACUGGCAGCACAACCAUUGAAACAAAUGGUGUUUUAGGGAGGGGCAGAAAUUAUAGUGAAAACCAGGUGAAGCCAACAAAAUUUUCUAUAAAUGAGGUUUCAAUCUCUGAGUUGGAGCCUAGAUAACAACAGGUCCAAACAUGAUCAUGGAAAGUUUAGUGUGUUUUUUUCUCAUAUGCACUAAAUUAAGUAUUA
This is a messenger RNA of Zingiber officinale, 4263 nucleotides long. RefSeq lists its product as uncharacterized. The transcript has 14 exons. Gene Ontology annotation, biological process: protein phosphorylation. The record is from RefSeq and is a predicted model, not a curated record. NCBI's taxonomy places the organism in Eukaryota, Viridiplantae, Streptophyta, Magnoliopsida, Zingiberales, Zingiberaceae. The coding region runs from base 73 to 4194 and encodes 1373 amino acids. Gene Ontology annotation, molecular function: protein kinase activity; ATP binding.